AUGGUUACACCCUUUCGCACGCCGUUGAUGCCCCGCUGCGGGUUAUUACCGUUCACUAGGACCCUGUCGACGACCUCCUUCUGCCAGGCGACUAUUAACCAGAUCCGUCGUGGGAGCGGGCCCCCCAGGAGGCGCAAAGUGUCCGAGUCCCCCGACUUGGAACGGUGUCCCUUCAAGAGAGGGGUUGUUGUGCGUGUAAUGGUGUUGAAGCCCAAGAAACCGAACUCUGCACAGCGUAAGGCCUGUAGGGUACGGUUAUCCAACGGGAAAGUGGUCUCCGCGUACAUCCCAGGGGAGGGGCACAAUGCACAGGAGCACAGUAUCGUGUACGUCCGCGGCGGGAGGUGUCAGGACCUCCCAGGUGUAAAGUACCAUCUCGUCCGGGGCGCUGGCGACUUGGGGGGGGUACUCAAUCGCAUCUCUUCAAGAUCGAAAUACGGAGUCAAGAGACCCACAAAGACCUGA
This is a messenger RNA of Huiozyma naganishii CBS 8797, 465 nucleotides long. RefSeq names its product mitochondrial 37S ribosomal protein uS12m (gene MRPS12). NCBI's taxonomy places the organism in Eukaryota, Fungi, Ascomycota, Saccharomycetes, Saccharomycetales, Saccharomycetaceae. Gene Ontology annotation, molecular function: structural constituent of ribosome. Gene Ontology annotation, biological process: translation. Gene Ontology annotation, cellular component: small ribosomal subunit; ribosome. Bases 1 to 465 code for a protein of 154 amino acids. The transcript has a single exon. The record is from RefSeq and is a predicted model, not a curated record.